Messenger RNA from Staurois parvus, 603 nucleotides. The record is from the annotation of a GenBank genome assembly. Lineage: Eukaryota; Metazoa; Chordata; Amphibia; Anura; Ranidae.
GCACCGGGCCCCCGGGCGGGGCGACAGGCAUCGGGCCCCCGGGCGGGGCGACCGGCAUCGGGUCCCCAGGCGGGGCGGGCGCCGAGCCCCCAGGCAGAGCGGUGGGCGCCGGGCCCCCAGGCGGGGCGACAGGCAUCGGGCCCCCAGGCGGGGCGACAGGCAUCGGGCCCCCAGGCGGAGCGACAGGUCUCGGUUCCUCAGGCGGAGCGGCGGGCGCUGGACCCCAGGCGGAGCGACAGGUCUCGGGCCCUCAGGCGGAGCGGCGGGCGCCGGACCCCCAGGCGGAGCGACAGGUCUCGGGCCCUCAGGCGGAGCGGCGGGCGCCGGACCCCCAGAUGGAGCGACAGGUCUCGGGCCCUCAGGCGGAGCGGCGGGCGCCGGACCCCCAGGUGGAGAGACAGGUCUCGGGCCCUCAGGCGGAGCGGCGGGCGCCGGACCCCCAGGUGGAGCGACAGGUCUCGGGCCCUCAGGCGGAGCGGCGGGCGCCGGACCCCCAGAUGGAGCGACAGGUCUCGGGCCCUCAGGCGGAGCGGCGGGCGCCGGACCCCCAGGUGGAGCAACAGGUCUCGGGCCCUCAGGCGGAGCGCGGUGGGCGCCGGACCC